Molecule: messenger RNA, 795 nt
Organism: Neoarthrinium moseri
Lineage: Eukaryota; Fungi; Ascomycota; Sordariomycetes; Amphisphaeriales; Apiosporaceae
Exons: 6
Coding region: 1-795 (264 amino acids)
Biological process (GO): mycotoxin biosynthetic process
Source: RefSeq, a predicted model, not a curated record
AUGUCGAACGAUAGAUACCAGAGUCUUAGACCAGACGACCGCGAUGAGAUAGACGACCUGGAUGCGCAUAUUGACGAUCAUAUCGAUCUAGACGAGAAGGACUACCUCCACACGCCGCGACGUUCGAGGCGAGCUAAAAUCCUUGAGGCAUUGAAUCGCUACCGCUGGGUAAUCGAUGGGGUACUGAUUGGGCUCAUUGUGAUGCUGCUCUUAGAUCGACAUUGGGACUGGCGGAGCAACGGCGAAGAUGAGGGCCUCGAAGGUGCCGGAGACGUGACAGGCUUUGCGCCUCAGUUUUCCCAGAAAAUUGUUACUUUCAGUCCAGAUCCUAUGUUCGUGCCUGAAAACACGUCGGAGUUUUGGUCGGACGAAGUUCGUCAGAAGUGGCUGGGACUUGUCCCUAAGGGCCUGGGAUAUCUCAACAUCGAGCACCCCGAAAAAUACCGCGACCUUCCUGCCACACUAGUCGGCUAUAAGGGCAAAUACGUUGUCACAACAUCAAUGACCCAUCAGUUGCAUUGCCUGUAUUCGAUAGCAGAAGUGUUUAGUGCAUAUACCUCGGGAAACCAAUCUCGAAUCCCCUUCGAGACACCAUGGCAUCUCGCACACUGUUUUGACUAUAUCAGGCAAGGCAUCAUGUGUGCAGGUGACGUUGCCCUCGAAGGACGGCAAACAACUUUCCCAGAAGGAUUUGAUGGUAGUGAUGGUUGGGACGCCAAGCAUGUGUGCAAGUCGUAUGACGAGGUCCUUGACUAUCUCAAUAGAAACAGAGCUGAUGACGAGGUUUGGAUAUGA